AUGUCGGAGUCACGGUAUCACGAAGGCCUCGAGGUCUACUCGGACAGCGCAGCUCAUGCGCCAGAAGUCAACCCACACGGCGUUUACAGUCAGGGUUCGAAGGAUCCAAUAUCGGGUUAUGUUCAGGUCGUCGAGGCACGAAAAGGUCCCUUUGGUCUGAGCAUAUUGAGUCUAUGCGCGCUUGUUGCUAUCAUCACUGCAGUGGUUGUCGGAGCUGGAGUUGGUGGAGGUCUUGGAUCAGCUCUGGCCGACUGCAAGAACCAUAGUUCACAAGUGUCUGAGGCCCCAGCUGCGUCCGCGAUACAAACCUCCGCCUGUCCAACCCUCACAGCAAGCGCAAGCGAAACCACCGAAACCGCCGAGUCGAAAUUCUAUGAACCCAAACCAGCAGACCAAGUAACAAACCUCACUCUCCCCGACGCAUGCUCCCAACCAAACGGCAAAGAUGACUACACCACAACCAACGGCUACGGCUUCACAUAUACCUGCGGAUUUGACUACCCAGGGAACGAUAUAGUGCCUAUACUGGCCUACACAGCAUUCGACUGUAUGCAUGCAUGUGCAAUGUACACCGAGAUCAACAGCGGGAAGGAAAAUGCGACGCUCUGUGAUAGUAUCGCGUUUAAUAGGGAGAUGGCGAAGAACUAUGAAGUCAAGGGAGGGAAUUGUUGGUUAAAGACGGGGACGAGGGAUCUUUUUCCGGCGUCGGAUUUGAUGCCGACGUUUUUGUAUGCGAAGAGGAAUUCGUGA
Fusarium oxysporum Fo47 is the source of this 750-nucleotide messenger RNA. RefSeq lists its product as uncharacterized. The transcript is spliced from 2 exons. The coding region runs from base 1 to 750 and encodes 249 amino acids. The record is from RefSeq and is a predicted model, not a curated record. NCBI's taxonomy places the organism in Eukaryota, Fungi, Ascomycota, Sordariomycetes, Hypocreales, Nectriaceae.